GAUGAGUUUAGUAAUAACCGUCGUGACACUGAUUGUAUGUUUGAUCCGACAUGUUUACUGGUCUGAUUGAACACCUUGGAACAGUGUCUGCCAUCCACCGCGACGAUGGAGGUUGUGCUUUAACCAUAUCACAGUCGGCACCUAUCUUAGUCGACUGUCACGUUGGUGACUCGAUAGCCGUUAAUGGAGCCUGUUUGACAGUCGUCGAAUUCAACGUCGAGCGUGAUGGAGGGUAUUUCAAAAUAUGGCUAGCCAACGAGACCCUCAGCAGGACUGAUCUGGGUAAUCGCAAGGUUGGUGACCAGGUGAACCUGGAGCGUGCUAUGGGUGCCCAUGUUCGAUUCGGUGGUCACUUCGUGCAGGCUCAUGUUGAUACAACUGCGAUCAUUCUCAGGAGAGCUCCUGACGGUGAUUCGUUGCGUCUUUUGCUCCAACUUCCCGAGCCAACCGCAGAAAGACCUUCUCUUCUUCCUUACAUCAUUCCUAAGGGUUAUGUCACUAUAGAUGGUGCAUCCCUCACCGUUACUUCUGUCGAUGAUGCCGAGAGAACGUUCGGCAUUAUGCUUAUCCAACACACUCAGCAGAAGAUUACCUUGGGAAGAAAGGGCGAUGGCGAAAGGGUAAAUAUUGAGGUUGACAUGGUGGGCAAGUAUGUAGAAAAGAGCGUGUUGGCUGCUCUGGAGGGUGGUGGUGGGGAAGCCAUGCGGACCUUUGUCCAGAAGAUUGUGGAGGAAACGCUCGUUAACAAGGGAAUUCUACCUCCUGCCUAGACCAACAGCUUCCUAUUAUCCUCCUGUUCAACGUCAAAUGAUCAAGUAUACAUUGCCCUAGUAAAGUCACGUUAGUUUCAUUGAUAAGUAUUACUCGGCUAUUGAAGCAAAUACAUCCGACAGUCGAUGUCCGAUAUUGACC
Messenger RNA from Suillus paluster, 912 nucleotides. RefSeq names its product Lumazine-binding protein. Lineage: Eukaryota; Fungi; Basidiomycota; Agaricomycetes; Boletales; Suillaceae. The transcript has 4 exons. Bases 51 to 770 code for a protein of 239 amino acids. Gene Ontology annotation, biological process: riboflavin biosynthetic process. The record is from RefSeq and is a predicted model, not a curated record. Gene Ontology annotation, molecular function: riboflavin synthase activity.